Messenger RNA from Salvia splendens (bonfire salvia), 1869 nucleotides. RefSeq lists its product as uncharacterized. The transcript is spliced from 2 exons. Bases 1 to 1869 code for a protein of 622 amino acids. The record is from RefSeq and is a predicted model, not a curated record. NCBI's taxonomy places the organism in Eukaryota, Viridiplantae, Streptophyta, Magnoliopsida, Lamiales, Lamiaceae.
AUGGAGAAGAAGAUGAUGGAAAUGAUGGAACAAAAGCUAAGUGAGCUGCGAGAUCAAGUCAUACAAGAGCAGGAAAUCAAAAUUUUGGAACUAACGCAAUCAAUUGCUGCGAUUAAUUUGCAAAAUCAGAAAAACAACGCAGCAAGGGAUAAGGGUGAAGGAAGUAACGAAGGAAGAUCAGAUUGGGGAAGAUCUACUCGAUAUGAGUUUCCUAAGUUUGAUGGUGAAGGAUUCGAAGGUUGGAUGAUGAGAGCCGAAUAUUUUUUUCAGGUAGCAAAGGUAUCGGAUGAUGAGAAAGUGAGAGUUGCAGCAAUUCAUUUGGAAGGAAAAGCGCUCCAAUGGCACCGAGGAUUUUUUACACUACACGGAGAUGAAACGUAUAUUGAUUGCAGGUAUUACAUAUCAUGCUUAGCUGCUCGCUUUGGAGCUCAUGCCUUUGAAGAUCCGCUUGCAGAUCUGCGAAAUCUCAAACAAAAAGGUACGCUACAAUCAUACAUGGAUACUUUUGAUGAGUUGUAUCCGAGAGCGGGUAUUAGAGAGGAUCAAGCUCUUAGUUUUUUCUUAUCUGGACUUAUUGAUGAACUACAAAUGCCAGUAAGAAUGUUUAGACCUAAAGGCUUGGCUGAGGCUUACUCAUUAGCUAAAUUGCAAGACCUAACUGUGAAGGCUUUGGGAAUUAAGCCUAAAGGAUUGCAGAGUAAUGUUUAUACUAAUAGCAGCUAUUACUCGAGUAGUAAGCCUAUGGCAGUUACCUCUACUAAUAAACCUGUGGUGAAUACUAACCCCUGGAAUGGAGGAAACAAGGAACCUAACCGCCUUGGAGAGCUUGAUGGAGUGGUUGGCCGUGAGGAACAAGGAAGUAAUGAGGACGAAGUAGAGGAAGAAGAGAAGCUUGACCUCCAACUGUCUCUGCAUGCGGUUUGGGGAAAAGAUGGACCACAAGUGAUGAGAAUUAGAGGAGUUUGUCAUAAGAAAACCUUAAAAAUAUUGAUUGACACAGGGAGCACUCAUAAUUUUUUGAGUACUAAGGUGGCAAAAACGAUUAAGUGUCAGCUUACUAUUGUCAAUUCCAAGGCUGUGGAGGUUGCUAAUGGACAGCUGCUGCAAUGUAAUCAGAAAUGUGAUAAACUGGAAUGGGAAAUGCAAGGCUCUUGGUUUCAAGCAGAGGUUUAUUUGAUUCAUCUGGAAACUUAUGAUUUGAUUUUGGGAGGAGAAUGGUUAUCUACAUUGGGGGAAAUCACAUGGAACUUCAAUAAAUUGAGUAUGCAAUUUGAAAUCUGUGGCAAAAAAGUGGGACUGCAAGGUGAAUUAUGGUCACCAAAACCUGAUCAACUCCAUUGUUUACAUGUUUUUAACCCAACCGAAGUGGAUGAAGAAGAGAGAAAAGUUACUCAAAUGAUGCCUUCAGUAGAAGGUGAUAUUAGCUACUGCUAUGGAGUGAGUACAGAGGACAUUUGGCCAAAUCUUAGCUCCAUAUUACUGGAAAAUGAGGCUAUUUUUAUGGAACCAGUAACCUUACCACCACAACGGGAGCAAGAUCACAAGAUUGUUUUAAAAGAUGGAUCUGAUGCAGUCAACAUAAGACCCUACAAAUAUGCUGCCAAACAGAAAGAUGUGAUUGAGGCCAUGAUUGCUGAGAUGCUUAACUCGGGAGUUAUAAGGCAUAGUGAGAGUCCUUUUGCUAGUCCCAUUGUCUUGGUUAAAAAGAAAAAUUCCUCAUGGAGAAUGUGUGUUGAUUACAGAGUUUUAAAUGCUAUUACAGUUAAGGAUAAGUAUCCUAUACCAGUUAUAGAGGAGCUUCUGGAUGAGUUAGGGGGUGCCAAAUGGUUUUCUAAGAUUGAUCUAAGAUCUGGUUACUGGCAGGUUUGA